CUGCAACUUUACGCGUAUCGCCGCCAUGGAUGACCUUUACGACGAGUUUGGUAACUUUAUCGGAGAGGCCGAGUCCGAUGAAGAUGUCCAGACGAACGGCGAGGCUGCGGACGCCUACGUCCUCGAUGACCACGAGCCCGAGGAUGCCGAAGUGAACGACCAGCAGCUUAUGGAAGUCGACGAAGGGCCGUCAAACGCCGUAGUCCUGCACGAAGACAAGCAAUACUACCCCUCCGCGGCAGACGUAUACGGCGACGAUGUCGAAGUUCUGGUACAGGAGGAGGAUACGCAGUCGCUGGCGCAGCCGAUCAUUGCGCCAGUCGUGCAGAAAAAGUUCACAGUACAGGAGACAGAUCUGCCGCCUGUGCACUACUCGAGAGAGCUGUUGACGGACUUGAUGAACUUCCCAGACCAGAUACGAAACAUCGCAAUUGCUGGACAUUUGCAUCAUGGAAAGACCGCGUUUAUGGAUAUGUUGGUGAUGGAGACACACGACAUCCAGGACCGGUUGGAUUACAAGAAAGGAAAGAAGAGGGAGGAGCAGCUGCGAUACACAGACGUACACAUUCUCGAGCGCGAACGAGGCCUUUCGAUCAAGGCCGCGCCGAUGAGCCUGGUCCUGCAGAACACGAAAUCGAAGUCGCACCUUUUUAACAUUCUUGACACACCUGGACACGUCAACUUCGCAGACGAGGUUGCUUCGUCUUUACGCCUGGUGGAUGGUGUGGUCUUGGUUGUAGACGUUGUGGAAGGUGUGCAGGUCAACACAGAGCAGGUCAUCAAGCAUGCAAUUCUGGAAGAUCUUCCUUUGACCUUGGUGAUUAACAAGAUGGACCGUCUGAUCCUGGAACUGAAGCUUCCGCCGAAGGAUGCCUACUUCAAGAUUAAGCACGUUAUCGAGGAGGUCAACACGGCCAUCGAGAACACGAUUCCUGGACGAGGCGAAAGCAGGCGAGUCAGCCCUGAGAAGGGCAACGUUGCAUUUGCCUGCACAAGCAUGCGCUGGUGCUUUACGAUUCAGUCGUUCGCAAAGAUGUACUCGGACUUCUACCCCGGACCGUCGAGACUACCGGGAUUCGGAGUGCCUAUGAAGGGGCUGGAUGUUGACAAGUUCGCCAUGCGACUCUGGGGUGACAUUUUCUACAAUCCAGGCAGCCGCAAGUUCAGCCGUAAGGCACAGGAAGAGGGCGCACAACGGUCAUUCGUACACUGGAUUCUGGAGCCAGUCUACAAGCUUUACUCUCACACCCUCAGCGAAAGCUCGGCCGAUCUCAAAGAUACGUUAGGCGCACUUGGUAUCAACCUGAAGCCUUCAGAAUACAAGACGGACGCAAAAGAGCUUAUGCGACUUGUCUGCCAGCAGUACUUCGGACCAUCUUCAGGUUUCGUCGACAUGGUCACCCAGCAUGUUCCAUCGCCAACGGAGGGUGCGAAGAGGCUGCUUCAGAGGCACUACACUGGCCCGCUAGACUCGAAGACUGCAGAGGCCAUGGACAAGUGCGACCAGGACGGCCCACUUAUCGUGCAUGUCACGAAGCUGUUCAACGCGACGGAUGCGAAAUCUUUCACGGCCUUGGGACGCGUAAUGAGCGGAAUUGCGAAAUCUCCGCAAUCGGUGCGAGUCCUUGGCGAAGGCUACACGAUCGAAGAUGAGGAAGACAUGGUUGUUGCCACUAUCACAGACACUUGGAUCGCCGAGUCGAGAUACAAUGUACCUGUCAGCGGUGUUCCGGCAGGAAACUGGGUGCUGCUUGGUGGUGUUGACAACUCAAUCGUCAAAACAGCGACAAUCGUUGCCUCGAAACUCCCUGAUGACGAAGACGCAUACAUUUUUCGACCAAUCCGCCACUUCUUCGAGUCCGUUUUCAAGGUUGCAGUGGAACCCAUUAACCCUUCGGAGCUGCCAAAGAUGUUGGACGGUCUCCGCAAGAUCAACAAAUCGUACCCACUCAUCACCACGAAGGUCGAAGAGUCUGGCGAGCACGUUGUUCUUGGUACCGGCGAAUUAUACAUGGACUGCGUUCUCCACGAUCUGCGACGACUGUACGCAGACAUGGAGAUCAAGGUCUCCGACCCAGUCACCAGGUUUUGUGAGACGGUUGUGGAGAUGUCUGCCAUCAAAUGUUACGCCAUGACACCAAACAAGAAGAACAAGCUUACCAUGAUCGCCGAGCCGUUGGAUCCAGGUAUUGCCGAGGACAUCGAGUCCGGCAAGGUCGAUAUCAAGCAGCCUGUUCGAGUCGUAGGCAAGUUCUUCGAAGACAACUAUGGCUACGACUUGCUUGCAUCCAGGAAUAUCUGGGCUUUCGGGCCUGACGACAUGGGUGCCAACAUCCUGCAAAAUGACACACUUCCUUCAGAAAUCGACACAAAGACGCUGCGCACAGUGCGCGACACAAUACGACAAGGCUUCAGCUGGGCGACGCGCGAAGGUCCGCUCUGCGAAGAGCCCAUCCGCAACACCAAGUUCCGCAUCACAGACGUCGAACUGGCAUCAGAAGCCAUCUUCCGCGGCGGUGGCCAGAUUAUCCCAACGAGUCGACGAGCCUGUUACUCGAGUUUCCUGAUGGCGAGCCCGCGCUUGAUGGAGCCGGUGUACUCUUGCAGCAUGACCGGUCCUGCGGACACCAAGAGCAGUCUCUACACAGUGCUUGCGAGAAGGAGAGGCCACGUCCUGCAGGAUGGACCGAUUGCCGGUACACCACUGUACAAUGUUAGGGGACUCAUUCCGGUCAUCGAUUCUUUCGGUUUCGAGACCGAUCUGAGGAUUCACACACAAGGUCAAGUCUCCUUGUCUCUCGUCUUCGACCGCUGGUCUAUCGUGCCCGGCGAUCCGCUCGAUAAGGAGAUCACGCUGCGACCCCUCGAGCCCGCGACCGCACAAGCACUCGCACGCGACUUCGUGCUCAAGACAAGACGGAGGAAGGGUCUGGCUGAGGACGUCACCAUUAGCAAGUUCCUAGAGCCUGAACUGUUCAGAAACUUGAAGGAGAGUGGUGUGCUUGACGUUUGAGGACGCAUUGUAUGAUACAAAAAGUGGCGUUGACUGCGCAGCGACACUUCGCGCACGCAUGGUGAGGUCUAUCAAAAGCGUGAGCUGGAUUGAAUAUACCCUUUGACCACCGUAUCGUUUCCAUCGCCUGUUCCAUCGAGGUGCCUACCUGACGAAAAGCUGCUGUCAUCUUCCACGAAGGCCUGACCAUCGGGUCUCGCUCCGCCCAUACCAUCGCG
Molecule: messenger RNA, 3231 nt
Organism: Didymella exigua CBS 183.55
Lineage: Eukaryota; Fungi; Ascomycota; Dothideomycetes; Pleosporales; Didymellaceae
Product: elongation factor 2
Exons: 3
Coding region: 26-3013 (995 amino acids)
Biological process (GO): mRNA splicing, via spliceosome
Cellular component (GO): cytosol; U4/U6 x U5 tri-snRNP complex; U2-type catalytic step 2 spliceosome
Molecular function (GO): translation elongation factor activity; GTP binding; U5 snRNA binding
Source: RefSeq, a predicted model, not a curated record